AUGAUCUGCGACGUCGCAGAGGUGGGGAAAGUGAAGAAUGCUAAGAGUUUGGUUCCGAGAGAAAGCUUCAAACACAUCGUGAAGGCGUGCGAAUGCCCUCUCUAUUGGAAAAUGCCUUUAUUCCUGGCCACACAACAGAAUCUCCACGUUCCUGUUGAUGGGCACAAAUUCAUCGAUUUUUGGAGAGAGAUGACGUCACAAUGCCACGACCAUGCGUCGCGGUUCGUUUACAUCCUCACGCGAGGGAAGAGUAACACGCUGGCCCCAGAGGACUUUGUACCCCUGGUGCAGGACGUGGUGGACACACACCCUGGACUUUCCUUCUUGAAGGAGGCAACAGAAUUCCACUCUAGAUAUGUGCAUACUGUGAUUGCGAGGAUAUUUUACUGCGUGAAUCGAUCGUGGUCUGGAAGAAUAUCCAUACCGGAGCUGAGGAGAUCGAACCUGCUUCAAGUAAUCCAGCUUCUAGAGGACGAGGAAGAUAUCAAUCAAGUUACGCAAUAUUUUAGUUAUGAGCACUUCUACGUCAUCUACUGUAAGUUCUGGGAGCUGGACAGAGAUCACGACUUGUUCAUUGACCGGCACGACCUCGCGAGGCAUAACGACCAUGCACUAUCGAGCCGAAUGAUCGAACGGGUGCUGUCAGGCUGCGUGACACGCGGCAACCAGAACCGGCUGACGCCCGACGGAGAGCCGCGCAUGUCCUACACAGAGUUCGUGUGGUUCCUAUUCGCUGAGGAGGACAAGACGCAUCCCACCGCCAUUGAAUACUGGUUCAGAUGCAUGGACUUGGACGGCGACGGGUACAUCUCCAUGUACGAACUGGAGUACUUCUACGAGGAGCAGAUGCAGCGCAUGGAAGCCAUCGGCAUCGAGACACUGCCCUUCAACGACUGUUUAUGUCAGAUGUUGGAUAUGGUGCACCCAGCGGAGGAGGGUAAGAUAACGCUAUCCGACCUGAAGCGGUGCAAGCUGACGCCGAUCUUCUACGACACGUUCUUCAACCUGGAGAAGUACUUGGACCACGAGCAACGAGACCCGUUUGCCACGCAGCGCGACUCCGACUGCGAGAUGUCAGAAUGGGAUAGAUUCGCAGCGGAAGAAUACGAGCUACUGGUAGCAGAAGAGGGCGGUAGCGACGCGCAGGACCAAAUCUCAUACGAUGAGACGGACGAGGACUGUCUGUCACCAAAUCUAGAUGAUAUCACGAACACGGAAGUAAUAGAGGACUCGAGCGUGGAGGAGUCGACGUUGAGCGACGGCGCGCCGCACCCGCCCGGCGCCCGCCUGCACCCCGCCGCGCCCGGCUACGUCAACCUCAGCUCCAUAUACUCGCUCGGCAACGACCGCUGGGGAGCCAACGCCGCCACCGCAUCGGCACCCAAGAACGGUCUCCCAGAGAAGAAGAUGGAGAAACCAAUACCCCCGGAGAAGCCGGUCAGUCUGAUGAUGGUUAACGGCAAAUUGGAUAACCGAUACGCCGGCUUUGGUAACAACAGUUUCUUGUACUCGCAUCUGCUCGGCUCGAGCGGGGCGCGGGCCAAGGACCCUCCCCCGUACACGGCGGCCACCGGCGGACUCUUCGACAAGUCUGGAGAAGUGAAAAAAGCCACGUCGCCGGUAAAAGUUAAAUCACCAAUCACGAGUCCCGUGAACGGUGUGAACAAGAUCUCUGACAACUACGAGCGGGCGGUCGCCGAGCGUCUCAGCCCGGCUCGCGAGAUCUCGCGGCUGAACCGCAGUAGCGUGUUUAGUAAGGUGAGCACGGGCGCGGUGGCGAGCAAGGUGAAGCAGAACUCGCCGCGCAAGGACGACGAGGACGACGACUACGCGCGGGACAGCGACGAGUGCUCCAUUUAGACGCGAGUGUUCGGCUCGAGAGCAAUGCGUUGCGAGUUACUUUUACUUCAGUGAACACCAAAGAUCAUUACGUGAUGCAUUACGCCUGUAGUUAGAUUUUGGAACAUUGAACAUGUUGUUAAAGGGUUAUCAGAAACAGAGAAAUAUUUUUUCAACGUAUCCUAGUGGUCGAUACGUGCCUUGUGACGAUUUAGCGGCAGUAGGCGUUUGGACGUUCGUAGCCAUAGUGCGUAGACACAGAAGUGCACUCAUAUCGAUGUAUCGAUGGACUAUAUCGAUGUUGAACGUUCUGUUAACGUAAUCUAGUUUCAGCAUUUUAAUAUUGUAGCGAUCGUGUAUCUAUUAUUUAAUACGUAAUUAUUGUUUAUUUCCCAAUGUAUUAUGCGAUUAUUUUACGUGUGGGUCUAUGUAUUUAUAUUAUAAAGCAAUCGGCGUAUAUGUUUGCAGGUAUUAUAAUUAGAAAUCGCUGUCAAUCUCAUUUACCGUCUGUAGAGUUAUCCACUCAUAUCAUUGCUCCAUCCACAUCAACGCAUUCGAAACAUAAGCUAUCAAAGCAUUCGUCCGUAAAAUUAUCAUGACAAAAAUCAGUGUAAGAAACACGCACACUAAUUUAGUAUUUAGUAGGUAGAUAAAUUCUGAUAAGGGAUCAUCCCAAAGGAUUUACCUGGAAGGGGCUUAGUGUUAACCUAAUUCGUUAAAAUUUGUCAAAUUAAGCAUUAAGAAAUAGAUAAAAUGCAGCUGCAAAACAGAUGUGGAAAUUGUUAUAUCUAUUUGACACUUGAGACUUGACUGCAAACUGGUUCGAGGCGAUGGACGAGUGGUUCUAGAUGUUACGAAUAGGGGUGUAGUCAAGAUAUCCGAAAUCCUAAGUAGGUACUUUAAAAUACAACCAAAUACAUCGACAUAGUACAAGAUAUUAUAUACAUAUUGUUGACACGAAGUAUGACGGAAGCUUUAACGAUUAAUUUGAACAUACUUUGAAAAUUGGUUAUUGUAGUGUCGGUAAGUACAAAAAUAUUACAAAUACUUUUUUUUUAACAAUGCCUUGGAAUAAAUCUUGACUACCCGCGUAUGUUUUCGGAAAUUGUAAUUUUAGGUCCAAAUUAUGUGACUCAGAGGUAACGGAAUCUACAUAGCUAUUAAUGAAGAAUGUAGGGAAGUGCAUGUUAAAUAUUCGUUAAAUACUUUAUUAUCUAACUAGCUAAUUAUAUGAUCCGUGAAUAACCGCAAUAUUCUGCCUUCACUGGACGCUAUGACCAAUUUCAAUCUACUUGUUGUUGGUGAAUACAACAAACGUACCUACUUUUAAUUCUUGUACGAGGUUAUUUAUGAGACAUGUUUACGUGGGUAAUAAAGUAUCUGACGUAUAGAAACGUGAUGAUAGUAAAGGCAGCUGUAAUAUAUGCUUUUAGAUAUCGCUAGGUAGAUCUUCCAUUGUACUCUAUGUCCGCAGGUGCUGUUACGAGAUAAAUGACGGUCUACCAGAUGUACCUUAGUAUAUUACUUCUAUAAAAUAAUACAUAUGUACCUACAAACACACCGCAGCCAAAGAAUUUAAUCUUCAACAAGUCAUACAUAAUUCGUGACUCGCAUUCUCAACCCCGUUUAACAAAUUACUAAAAUGGCAAACAAUUUUGCCACUAAUAUAAUUAUAGUUCAUUUCAAGUUAACAAAAAUCAUUUAUUAGUUAUUACUAAUGCAAAAAAAACUACUUACUCGAUGAUAAAUCGUUAAAAUUGUUUCAAAAACGAUGUAUGUUUUUCCAUACAAUAAAAAUUAUUGUGCCUUUAUUUGAAUUCUUGGAUCACAUGAAUUGUUUGAAAAUUUUCUUCUCUAUAUUCAUACUUUUUUUUAAACUAGUCAUCUCCAUAAUAUUGAAAUUGAUUCAUUGUUCAUUGAUCUAACAUUUGCCAAGUAUUAACCAAAACGAUUGUUCACAUUAUUUAACAAAUUUUAUUAGUAUGUUGUGUACUGUUAUCUUAAUAUAAUUUUAUUAAAAUUUAAGGGUAUGUUUUAUAUACCAAUUUUGAGCUGUUUAGAGUUAUAUUUAGUUAAUUUAGAUAUUUGGAUCGAAUGUGUUACCGAUUCUUCAUGGCGAAGUAUUGUGUCUUAGUAUGUUGUUUUUGUUAACCUUCGUUUACUUACAAUUACUAUAAAUAUAAUAUUUAGAAAAUGUGUAAAAUUCGUCUAAGUAUUAUUAAAUUUUUAAUGGUAUAAUUAUGAAAUGCCUCUUGGAUAAACUAACAGAAUUUACGCUGAAUCCAGAUUUGAAAUAGUGCCAUUUAUUUCUCAAAGCUCAAUAUUUAAUAAAAGUCAUUAAUAAACAUUGUACCUAUCAUGUCGCCGCAUAAUUUGAUUGGCUAGAUUAAUGAAACAAAGAACUUUAACAUCGCCUAAAGUUAUUAUUAGUUCGUGAAGUUAUCUUCGUUGCUUGUUUAAUAUAUUUAGCUUUUCAAAAUCUCAACUCUUCUUUAACUAAGAACGUGACGAUGUAUUUGUUAGUUAGUAUAAAAACGUUCCUUAAACAGCCUAAUGGAUUAAAAUAAUUUUCUCGUUAACUCUUAGUAAAAAAUAUAAUAAUAAGAUAAAUUGGUUUGAAUGAUUUUUGAUACGUGGACACUCCAUGUCGUUUGUAUUUUGUUGUUUAUGUAAAUCGAUUCCUUAUGUAUAACAGUGUAACUAAGGUGACGAUUAUUUUGUAACCCAGUGAAAUUUUGUUAAUGAACUGUUUAA
Messenger RNA from Manduca sexta (tobacco hornworm), 4593 nucleotides. Its product is annotated as serine/threonine-protein phosphatase 2A regulatory subunit B'' subunit beta. The record is from RefSeq and is a predicted model, not a curated record. Lineage: Eukaryota; Metazoa; Arthropoda; Insecta; Lepidoptera; Sphingidae. The transcript is spliced from 10 exons. Bases 1 to 1860 code for a protein of 619 amino acids. Gene Ontology annotation, biological process: protein dephosphorylation. Gene Ontology annotation, molecular function: protein phosphatase regulator activity; calcium ion binding. Gene Ontology annotation, cellular component: protein phosphatase type 2A complex.